GAGCCGCCGCACGACUUUGUCUGUCCGAUCACGACCGAGGUGAUGAGCGACCCGGUGAUGGCGGCGGACGGGCACUCGUACGAGCGGUCGGCGAUCGAGCGCUGGCUCGCGACCAAGUCGACGAGCCCUCUGACGGGCGGCGAGCUCGAGCGUAGCAUCUUGAUCCCCAACCACACGCUUCGGCGGCAGAUUGGCGAGUGGCACGAGGCGCAUGCGGGACGGUAG
Messenger RNA from Emiliania huxleyi CCMP1516, 225 nucleotides. RefSeq lists its product as hypothetical. Gene Ontology annotation, molecular function: ubiquitin-protein transferase activity. The annotation marks the transcript as partial. Gene Ontology annotation, biological process: protein ubiquitination. The transcript has a single exon. NCBI's taxonomy places the organism in Eukaryota, Haptophyta, Isochrysidales, Noelaerhabdaceae. The record is from RefSeq and is a predicted model, not a curated record.